AUGACGUCAGCGCUGGUCGACCCGACGGUCAUCACGGCCGUCGUGGCGGCAUCGCCGGGCUUGCCGCCGUUCGGACUCGUCGGCGUCGAGCGCUCUACCGCGCUGGCACCGGUGGCUGCGCCCAUUGGCCCGUACGUUUUCUUGUACUUGACCUUGUAUCAAGAGUCGUCGAUUGCGUACUCGGCGCUGGACUAUGCGCGCAUCAAGCUCGCCGUGGCUGCUGCAUCUGGUAUUCCAUCGAAUGUGAUCUCGCUGCUCAAGCUCUACAAGCCGUUCAACUCGAACGCGAUGCAGUGGACCUUCCAGCUGCCACUGACCGACGGCUCCAACUCGCUCGCAGCCGUCCAGUGGCCGACAAACCAGACGAUCUUGGGCAUCCAGCUCAACUUGUAUGCGGACGGCUACACCACGUACGAAGUGACGUCGUCGGGCGACCUCUUCAUUCCGCGCCAGUCGUACCCGUUGCUCACGGCAGCUUUGUGCACGUGA
Messenger RNA from Saprolegnia parasitica CBS 223.65, 489 nucleotides. RefSeq lists its product as hypothetical. The transcript is spliced from 2 exons. Lineage: Eukaryota; Oomycota; Saprolegniomycetes; Saprolegniales; Saprolegniaceae. The coding region runs from base 1 to 489 and encodes 162 amino acids. The record is from RefSeq and is a predicted model, not a curated record.